AUGCGUAUCCCUGCAAACCUUUGUACCAUCUCGGGUGGUAAACGUUGCAAUCCCUGUGAAGCACUCGUGUUGCUCGAGAAGAAGAUAAAGGAUACCUUGAAUGAUCUCCAGCAGCUCCAAACGACCGCCCUCGAGCUCAAGUCACAGUGGAAUCGCCAGCACGACCUCCUCAUCAACCGCCUCCCUACCGAACUGCUCGGACGGAUUUUCACGCAAUUGCUUCCAUUCCGACUUAUUCACCGACCAUCGACAUUCUUUCUGCCCCUAAUAUGUGGUCGACAGAAGCACGAACCCCUGCGUUGGGCGCCGUGUACAAAGAAACCGAGCACCUCCUGGACCCUAUCGGCCGUCUGUCCUGCGUGGCGCGAUGUUGUUCAUUCUACACCCCAAAUGUGGACGUCUAUCAUUGUCAAUUUGCAGCAACAGGAGAAGGGAUAUCCUGAGUUCGUUGACGAGCAGCUUCUACGGUCUGGCGCAUUGCCAGUCUGGCUCACACUUUAUCAGCCUAUGGAUAAAUAUGGUUUAUCCCCACUCCCGCACAACAUUCUACGCCUCCUCGACAUUCAUCUCUGCAGAAAGCCUGGGUCUACUGCGUCGCUGCUACAGCACAUCCAAGUACAACAAGACUACUCCGACUUCGUCGCUGGCAGGCUCAACAGCGCCACCGUGACAGAUGCGACAUUUAGCCCCGCCACUGUAUGCUUCAAAAACAUUUCGUUCGGAGCCAUAGGGAUAUCAUGGCACCGAGUUACGCAUGUUGAGGCCUCCUCCAUACUGCUGGAGUGGUGUCUGGCGCUCUUCCGCGGUGCCCAGGCGAUGACUCACCUAACUUUCAAGAGCUUACGGCUCGAUGAUGAGCGGCCAUCCGUGUCUUCUAAUCCCAUAGUGCACACCGCGCUUCGAGCGCUCAAGAUCGGCCAAGGCAGAUGCCUCGACCGUCUUCUCGACGCUCUCCUAUUACCAUCUCUGGAAGAAAUCCAUAUCGGCAUGCACGACAUGGACCCAGAUCCUCUUACCGAUCUCAUUAUCCGCUCAGGCUGUCAUCUGGAACGCCUGACGGUGUUCAGCAACUCCGACCCGUCCGCAAACAACGAGAACAAGUUGAUACGCCUGCUGGAACACACACCCUCGCUGCUCGCGUUGGCCCUUGUGAUUCCGUUCAUUACCGACGUGCUGUUUCGCCAUCUAGGGCCGCCCACGCUCGAGGCUACUCCCACUUCCGCAGAUACCAAUGAGCAGGGCCCAGUAUUCUUACCUCUCCUCCACACACUCGUAAUCCGCGUCUUCAUCAACUUCGAAUGGCACUCCGUCGCCAAUAUGUUCGGCCCUUGUGCUGGAUCGCUUGGCUCUGCCCGUCAAGCAUUGAAGGUCUUUGAACUCCAGAUCUAUGGCGAUGACAGGGAUUCAGCGCCAGAUGGCCCUCUCAUUAUCGAUGGGGAUGCCACCAGCCGGCUGCUGGCUGUACGGGAAAACGGGGUAGAUGUGAGAAUUUUUGAUGAGGACAAUCGCGACAUGUUACGUCGCUCCAGGGUCUACCUCUACCUCGAUCGAGGAAAUCAAUCGCGGACUGCAAUGGCUCCGGGAGUGGAGGAAAGGAAGGGGCUACCGAGAAUCGCCGUCAAUGGGGUACAGUCGACUUAG
Molecule: messenger RNA, 1641 nt
Organism: Cyclocybe aegerita
Lineage: Eukaryota; Fungi; Basidiomycota; Agaricomycetes; Agaricales; Hemipholiotaceae
Source: the annotation of a GenBank genome assembly